AUGGAAAUCGACCAAUUUUCAUCCACAGCUUUAAAUUUAAGAGAAAUCCUAGUGGGUUAUGGCUCUACACAAGAGGAUGUGUUUCAAGAGAAAGAGAGUUUUUCUGGAAUGGAAUUUCUGGGACCUAUUGAGGAUGAAAAAGGAACCAAACUGUUCGAGGAUGAAGAUCAGAAACAGCUACAAGAACCCCAAGUUGAUAAGUUGUUAGAAGAGUUUAACUGUGACUAUGAUAUGCAACUGAAACCAACACCACAGUUCGAUGAAACUACUUGGCCAGCGAAACAUGACAUAGAAUCAGCUUUGCCACCAUCAUUAGCAUCCUUAGAGCUGCUGAGAAACUACAGAAGCAGAUUUAAGAGGACAAGCGAGCAAAAUAUAGCGAAACCUUCUUUAGAUCACCACCAGAUAUCAACUGAAGAAAUUAUGAGAGUAGCUGGAGCAAGAUAUGUUCAAUAUUCUGCACAUUGGAAUGAUAGUUUUUGCAUCCCUAUGCACCCAUACGGAUUGGAUUUUGGUGGUUUGUCUGAGGAAGAAAAUAGAGACGUAGAACUUGCUCAGUUUCUCCUUGCUGCAGCUGAGAGGGUAGGUUGCCACCAGUUUGAACGUGCAAACAGAUUACUUCUCCACUGUCAACUGAAUUCAUCACCCGAUAAUGGAAGCCCCGUUCAAAGAGUUAUCUUUCACUUCGCCCAAGCGCUUCGAGAGAGAAUCGACAGAGGACUGGGAAGAACGACAGCGAAGGGAUCAGAGAAAAAAGAAGAAAGGGGGUGGAUUCAAAAGAUUGACACCAAUGUUGCCCUAACAUUCCAUCAAAAUAUUCCUUUCAAUCAAGUCAUGCAAUUCACCGGAAUACAAACUAUAGUGGAACAUGUUGCAUCUGAGACCAAAAUUCAUGUUAUUGAUCUCGAAACAGUAUGUGGGGUGCACAAUACAGUAUUGAUGCAAGCACUGACAGAACGGCAGGAUUGCAAAGUGCAACUUUUGAAGAUAACUGCACUUGCACUUAAUUCACGAAGAAGCAUAAUACAAGAGACUGGAAAAAGGUUAACUAGUUUUGCUGAAUCAUUGAACUUGCCCUUUUCAUAUAAUGCAGUUUUUGUGAGAGACUUUGGAGAGAUAAGGGAAGGUGAUUUUGAAAUUGGAGAGGGUGAAGCAGUGGCUGUGUACUCUCCAUAUUUUCUGAGGUGCAUGGUAUCAAGGCCAGAUUGUAUGGAAAAGUUGAUGAGAGUUAUAUGGAAUAUGAAGCCGGUUAUAAUGAUAGUUCUUGAAGUUGAAGCAAACCAUAACUCACCCAUCUUUGUGAACCGGUUCAUUGAAGCUUUGUUCUUCUACUCAGCUUAUUUUGAUUGCCUUGGAAGCUGCAUAAAUGAUGAAAAUGAUGAGAGUAGAAGGAAAAUAGAAGCAGUGUUAUCUGAAGGGAUAAGGGAAAUUGUUGCAAUGGAAGGGAGAGAAAGAAAAGUUAGAAAUGUGAAGAUAGAUGUUUGGAGAAAGUUCUUUGCAAGGUACCGAAUGAUAGAAACAGGGUUUAGUGAGUCAUCUCUUUACCAAGCUCACCUCGUCAACAAACAGUUUGCUUUUGGGAAAUUCUGCACUUUAGAAAAGAAUGCCAAGUCUCUUAUACUUGGAUGGAAAGGGACCCCAAUUCAUUCAAUCUCGGCUUGGAGGUUUCUUUGA
This is a messenger RNA of Vigna radiata var. radiata (mung bean), 1674 nucleotides long. Its product is annotated as DELLA protein RGL1-like. The transcript is spliced from 2 exons. The record is from RefSeq and is a predicted model, not a curated record. The coding region runs from base 1 to 1674 and encodes 557 amino acids. Gene Ontology annotation, molecular function: sequence-specific DNA binding; DNA-binding transcription factor activity. Gene Ontology annotation, cellular component: nucleus. Lineage: Eukaryota; Viridiplantae; Streptophyta; Magnoliopsida; Fabales; Fabaceae. Gene Ontology annotation, biological process: regulation of DNA-templated transcription.